AUGGCGCUCCGGGGGUCCCCGCGCGCCCCGAAGGGCCCCGGCCCCGCCGCCCGAGCCCCGAGCCCAGGGGUGCCGCCGCCGCCGCCGCCGCGCUCGCCGCGCUCGCGGCCGCUCCUGCUGCUGCUGCUGUUGCUGGCCGCCUGCGGGGCGGCGGGGCGCUCUCCGGAGCCCGGGCGCCUGGGUCCCCGCGCCUGGCUGACCCGGGCGCCGCCGAACCCGCGUGCUGGGCGCGCGCUGCCCGGCGGUGGCGAGGAUCGGCGGGCGCGCGACGAGGAGCCCGGUACCCCGGGUCCCGGUCAGUCUCCGGGUCCCGGCGAGGACGGCGCCCCUGCCGCGGGCCAGGGGCGCUGGGCGCGGGCAGCGCCGAUGGCCGGAGCGGCUUCGCGGGCGCAAGUCUCGCUCAUCAGCACGUCGUUUGUGCUCAAGGGGGACGCGACGCACAAUCAGGCGAUGGUGCACUGGACGGGCGAGAACAGCAGUGUGAUCUUGAUCCUGACCAAGUAUUACCACGCAGACAUGGGGAAGGUUCUGGAAAGUUCUCUGUGGCGGUCGUCGGACUUCGGCACGUCCUACACCAAGCUCACCCUCCAGCCUGGCGUCACCACCGUCAUCGACAACUUCUACAUCUGCCCGACCAACAAGAGAAAGAUCAUCCUCGUGAGCUCCUCACUCAGCGACCGGGACCAGAGCCUGUUCCUCAGUGCCGACGAGGGUGCCACCUUCCAGAAGCAGCUUGUCCCCUUCUCCGUGGAGACACUCCUCUUCCACCCCCGGGAGGAGGACAAGGUGCUGGCCUACACCAAGGAGGGCAAGCUCUACGCGUCGUCCGACCUGGGGAGGAAGUGGACCCUUCUGCAGGAGCGAGUGACCAAAGACCACGUGUUCUGGGCUGUGUCUGGGGUGGAUGCUGACCCUGACUUGGUCCACGUGGAGGCCCAGGACCUUGGAGGAGGUUUUCGCUACAUCACCUGCCAGAUCCACAACUGCUCGGAUAACACGCAGACGAUGCCCUUCGCGGGUCUCAUCGACCAUGGCUCUCUGACCGUGCAGGAUGAUUACGUGUUCGUUAAGGCAACCACAACAAACCAGACCAAAUACUACAUCUCUUACCGUCGCAAUGAAUUUGUCCUGAUGAAGCUGCCAAAGUAUGCAUUGCCGAAGGAUCUGCAGGUCAUCAGCACGGACGAGAGCCAGGUGUUCGUGGCCGUGCAGGAGUGGUACCAGACCGACACCUACAACCUGUACCAGUCGGACACGCGCGGCGUGCGCUACUCGCUGGUGCUGGAGGACGUGCGCAGCUCACGGCAGGCGGAGGAGAACGUGGUCAUCGACAUCCUGGAGGUCCGAGGGGUGAAAGGAGUCUUCCUGGCGAACCAGAAAGUCAACGGGAAGGUGGUGACGCUCAUCACCUACAACAAGGGUCGAGACUGGGAUUAUCUGAGGCCUCCCAGCACGGACAUGAACGGGAAACCAACCAACUGCAAGCCUCCGGACUGCCACCUGCACCUGCACCUGCGCUGGGCAGACAACCCCUACGUGUCGGGUACCGUGCACACGAAGGACAGCGCACCCGGCCUCAUCAUGGGCGCAGGUAACCUGGGCUCCCAGCUGGUGGAAUAUAAAGAGGAAAUGUACAUCACGUCGGACUGCGGCCACACCUGGCGGCAGGUAUUCGAGGAGGAGCACCACAUCCUCUACCUGGACCACGGCGGCGUGAUCGUGGCCAUCAAGGACACCUCCAUCCCCCUGAAGAUCCUCAAGUUCAGCGUGGACGAGGGCCUCACCUGGAGCACGCACAACUUCACCAGCACUUCCGUGUUUGUGGAUGGGCUGCUGAGCGAGCCCGGCGACGAGACGCUGGUCAUGACUGUCUUCGGCCACAUCAGCUUCCGCUCGGACUGGGAGCUGGUCAAGGUGGACUUCCGGCCCUGGUUCUCCAGGCGGUGCGGUGAGGAUGACUACAGCUCCUGGGACCUCGCCAACCCGCAGGGUGACCGCUGUGUCAUGGGCCAGCAGAGAAGCUUCCGCAGGAGGAAGCCCGCGUCCUGGUGCGUCACAGGCCGCAGCUUCACGGCGGCGCUCACAGCACGCGUGUGCCCCUGCCGGGCCUCAGACUUCCUCUGUGACUAUGGAUUUGAGCGCGCCCCCUCCUCGGAGUCCGAUGCCAACAAGUGCUUUGCCAACUUCUGGUUUAACCCUCUGUCACCCCCUGACGACUGUGUCCUGGGCCAGACCUACACCAGCAGUCUCGGGUACCGGAAGCUGGUGUCCAACGUGUGCGAGGGCGGCGUGGACCCGCGGCAGAGCCCGGUGCGGCUGCAGUGCCCGCUCCUGCCGCCCCGGGGCCUGCAGGUCAGCAUCCGCGGCGAGGCGGUGGCCGUGCGGCCCGGCGAGGACGUCCUGUUCGUGGUGCGGCAGGAGCAGGGUGAUGUCCUGACCACCAAGUACCAGGUGGACCUGGGGGACGGCUUCAAGGCCAUGUACGUGAACCUCACAUUGACUGGGGAGCCCAUCCGACACCGCUACGAGAGCCCCGGUGUCUACCGCGUGUCCGUCAGGGCAGAGAACAUGGCGGGGCAUGACGAGGCAGUGCUGUUUGUCCAAGUCAACUCCCCCCUGCAGGCCCUCUACCUGGAAGUGGUCCCUGUCAUCGGCGUCAGCCAGGAGGUGAACCUCACAGCCGUGCUGCUGCCCCUGAACCCCAACCUCACCAUCUUCUACUGGUGGAUCGGCCACAGCCUGCAGCCCCGCCUGUCCCUGGAGAACUCUGUGACGACGCGGUUUGGGGAGCCGGGGGACGUGCGGGUAACGGUGCAGGCCGCCUGCGGGACCUCCGUGCUGCAGGACUCCAAGGUGGUCCGCGUGCUGGGCCAGUCUGAAGUGGUGCCUCUGCGGUUCUCCAGGGACCUGGACGCUCACAACCCCAACACCCCCGAGUGGAGGGAAGACGUCGGCCUCGCGGUGUCCCGGCUGCUCUCCAAGGAGACCAGCAUCCCCGAGGAGCUGAUGCUAACGGUGGUAAAGCCAGGGCUGCCCACCUUGGCCGACCUGCACGUGCUCCUGCCCCCUCCCAGGCCCACAAGGAAGAGGAGCCUCACCAGUGACAAGAGGCUCACGGCCAUCCAGCAGGUGCUGAAUGCACAGAAGAUCAGCUUCCUCCUGCGUGGCGGGGUCCGGGUCGUGGUGGCCAUGAGGGACGUGGACACUGAUUCCCCGAGCCUGGGAGGCGGAGGCGGCUACUGGGCGGUGGCAAUCCUCUUCGUCAGCGGGCUCUUCGCGGUCGGGGCCUUCAUCCUGUACAAGUUCAAAAGGAAACGCCCCGGCAGGACCGUGUAUGCCCAGAUGCACAACGAGAAGGAGCAGGAAAUGACGAGCCCCGUGAGCCACAGCCAAGGCGUGCAGAGUGCCAUCCAGGGUGAGGAGUUCAUAGAGGACGAGCUCCACCCACAGACUCUAGGGAAUCACUCGGGCGUGGUCCUGAGCGUCAGCUCCCGGGAGAUGCACAGCUACCUGGUGAGCUGA
Rangifer tarandus platyrhynchus (Svalbard reindeer) is the source of this 3522-nucleotide messenger RNA. The record is from the annotation of a GenBank genome assembly. NCBI's taxonomy places the organism in Eukaryota, Metazoa, Chordata, Mammalia, Artiodactyla, Cervidae.